Astyanax mexicanus (Mexican tetra) is the source of this 3785-nucleotide messenger RNA. Its product is annotated as verrucotoxin subunit beta. Bases 290 to 2719 code for a protein of 809 amino acids. The record is from RefSeq and is a predicted model, not a curated record. Gene Ontology annotation, molecular function: carbohydrate binding; protein binding. Lineage: Eukaryota; Metazoa; Chordata; Actinopteri; Characiformes; Acestrorhamphidae. The transcript has 8 exons.
AGAGAAAAAGUGAGGGACAGAGAGAGAGACAGGUAUACAGAGAGACAGACAGUAAGAGAGAGAGAUAGACAGAGAGAGACAGAGUAGGAGAGAGACAGGAAGAGAGAAAGACAUACAUAGAGAGACAGAGAGGCAGGGGGAGAGAGACAGUAAAAGAGAGAGAGAGAGAGAAGGAAGAGAGAGGCCAGUGUUAAGUUUCACUUUCAGUAUAGCUGCAGCUCUAGCUUUACUUGACGCUGUUUUUAUUAUCUGGAGAAAACGCUGGAUUCAGAUUCCUUUUCCUUGAGUCAUGGAGCCUAAAACCAUUGAAAUGGCGGCCCUAGGAAGGUCCCUGUACCCUGGCAUGUUGUAUGACUGUCGCAGCGAUUCCUUUAUUCCAGGUGUCACUCUCUGGGAUAAAGCAUCAUUAACCCAAGAUUUGGAUAUCCGUAAACAGCCCAACACAGACCUAAAGUUCUCUGCAUCUGAUUCCCUCUCUGAUAAGGCCAGCCUCUUAGACGUGAGUGCCUCACUUAAAGCCAGCUUUUUUGGAGGUCUGGUGGAGGUUGGAGGUUCAGCAAAGUACCUAAACCACAAAAAGUGCUCAGAAAAACAGUCCCGCGUUACUAUGCAGUACAGCCAAAGAACAAAAUUUGAACAGCUUACUAUGACCCAGCUUGGCAAAAUCACCUACCCUGAAGUGUUUGAGCAGAAGACAGCCACUCACGUUGUUACAUCUGUGCUGUAUGGAAGUCAGGUCUUCAUGGUGUUUGAUCGUACAAAUGCAGACUAUGAAGACAAACAGGAGGUUGAAGGAAAUCUAAAUGUAUUGGUGAAGAAGAUCCCUUCAUUUUCCAUUGAGGGAGAAGGAGCUCUGAAGAUGAAUGAGAAGGAAACGGAACUGGCUGAAAGUAUCAGCUGUACAUUUUACGGCGACUGUGUGCUUGAAGAGAAUCCCACCACAUAUAUCGAAGCUUUGCAGAUAUACAAGAAGCUGCCAACUCUGCUAAGGCAAAAGGAGAAUGAUGCUGUGCCAGUGAGGGUCUGGCUUUAUCCUCUUACACAUCUGGACAGUAGAGCUGCUAAGCUGGAGAGAGAAAUCAGUGCCACAUUGAUAUCUGAUAUACAAAGUGUGUUAGAGGAACUGGGGAAUGCUGAGAGAAAAGUCAGGGACUUAUUCGGGAACAAAAUGGUAAAUGAUUUUGAGGAUGUGAAGGACAGGCUGCGGUUAUUUCAGAGAUCUGUGGAAGACUACAAAUUGUUGUUCCAAAAAGCUCUGAGCAGAAUCCUUCCUGCUAUCCGGGGUAGCCAAAAUGAGAAGGAGAUGGAGGUACUGACAAAAAUCUUGCUUAUUCAUCAAAGGUCUCCCUUCAGCACAAACAAGCUGAAGAAGUGGCUGGACGACAUUCACGCUGAACUCAAUCUGUUGAAUACCUACACCAGCCAACUUGGUGCAGUCCAAGUAAUAACAUCCUCUGUUAAAUUCGACGAAGUUAUCUUUGAUCCCAUGGUUGAUACAGUAGUAUGCUUCUCCUUCACUUCUCUGGAUAAAGACCCAUACCUCUCAACCAUAACUGAGUUCCUGAAGAUAGAGGACUUAGAAAAUCUGAACCUGAUUUCAGAAACAAGUGAUCAAGACAUUCAGGCCUGGUUCAGGAAUUCGGAAAUAUAUGAGAAGAUGAGAAGAAACUUUUACCUCUUCAAAAGUUUUUUUGAAGUCAAUCAAGGAAAUGAGAAAACCAAAUUUGUCAUACACCCAGUCUCAGACUCCUCCAAUCCUGGAGCCUCCAUCCGUCUCUACAGAAACGGGCAAAUGAAGGACAACAACUUUCAGCCUGUGUCUAAACCUGCUAAACCCAGUGUGAGCAUCCAGAACAGGGAUGUGAUCCUGAAGCUUCAGAAGUCCCCGACUGGAGAGACCAUUCAGUACAGAGUUGAAUACAGAGCAACACAACCACCAGGUGAUUCAGGAGCUGAUAGUGAGAACUGGGAAUUCAGAGUAACCCCAGAUGCACAGGAAACCUUUACCCUAACUGGACUGCAGUUUGAAAACCAGUACCAUGUCCGGUACAGAGCAGUUGGUCAUGUGGGAAUGAGUGAAGCCAGUGACUCCAGUGAUGUCUUCUCCCUACGAGAAGAGAGUGACCCCGGUGCUUCUUUCUGUAUCGAGCUAAGGAAUAGAAUACUGACCAGUCUGGGCACUUCAAAGUGGAGUCUGUCGACUAUCCAGUCAGAGCUUACCAAUCGAGUGAGCGACAUUGUUAUUCCAUAUGAAGGUGCAAUUUCUGAUGGGCUGAAACCAGGAAUGGCUUUGUUCCUCCGAGGAGUUGUUCCCAAAGAUGGAGAAGACUUUAUCAUAAAUCUGAAGACAAAGUCAGGGGAAGAUGGUGACAUCGCUUUCCAGUUCAAGUUUCAAUUUAAGACAUGCACAGUGGUCUGCAACAGCUUCAAAAAAGGAGAGCGGGGAAAACCAGAGGAGACCAGAAAUGCUCCACUUAGAAAAGGAAAUACCUUCAAUAUAUUUAUGGUUAUCCAUCCAGAACAUUAUGAGGUGAUUGUGAAUGGCCAGGUGUUCUCUAAGGUUAAGCACCGUAUACCACUGAAGAGAGUGUCUGUAAUGAACAUCACAGGAAACGUGGACAUGAACACCUUCAGCAUCAUUGAAGUGGACAAUAUCAUCAUGAAGGUCACUGUUCCUCCACUGAACGUCACCAUUGAAGGCGCUGAUCUUUUCAAAUAACCAUGACCAGAUACAACUGAUGUGCUGUUUUUCCUCAUAUAUUACUCAAGUAUCAUAAAAUAUCAACACAACAUAAAAAAAUAGAAAUAUAGCUCUGAAAAAAAUAAGAGACCACUUAAAAAUGAUGAGUUUCUUUGAUUUUACCAAAAUUGAAAACCUAUGGAAUAUAAUCAAGAGGAAAAUGGACUGUCACAAGCCAUUAAACCAAGCUGAACUGCUUGAAUUUUUGCACCAGGAGUAAAGGCAUAAAGUUAUCCCAAAGCAGUGUGUAAGACUGGUGGAGAAAAACCUGCCAAGAUGCACGAAACUGAGAAUUAAAAACCUGGGUUAUUCAACUAUUGAUUUUUAAACUGUUUGAGUAUGAACUUGUUUUCUUUGCAGUUUUAAAGGACUGAAAGUUCUGCAUCUUUUUUGUUAUUUCAGCCCUUUCUGCAUGACAAUAUUUUUAUUUGGGAGAAAGGUUACCCCUAGUUUAAAUAAUAAAACGACCUGUUUAUUUUAUUUAAACAUAUGCCUACAUGUAGCAAAAUCAGAGAAACUGAUUCUUAAUUUUUUGUUUUUGUAUUUGUAUUUGUCGUGACAGUAUUCUCGUCAACAACACUGGCAGCCUUCUAAAUGUAUAAUUAUUAUACAGUAUAUCACUCUUCUUUCUCAUAUUACACACUGUAAUCUUUUGUAUGUUUACAUACAGCCAACUGAAUCAAAUAGAGAAAUUACAUUAAGUAUUUACCUAGGUGUUUUGAUUGGACAUUUAGUGGAAAUAAAUCUGAAUGUACUAUAUAUAUUGUAUUUGGUGAUAACACAUCAUAUGAGAACAAAUGAACAUAAUUAAAAUUAUGAUUAAAAUCAUUAUUAUUUAAAAUGAUUUAAAUGCUCGUACCUCCCUUUAUUUUUGUGGGGAAGAUAAAUAUAAUUGUGAAGUGUGGUGUAAUGCCUUGCAAACAGACCAGAGCCUUUUUUAUUAUAAUAGAGUGAGUCAUAAUUUACCUUUGUGUGUGUAAGAAAGUGUGUGUUACAAGAUUUAAUCCAUGUUUCAGCAUAAAUAAAAAUAAAUCUGCCUUCUGAA